CUGAAGUGAGAAACUCUCUCGGCUACCUUCUCCUGCACUUCUUUCCCUCAUACACGAUAGAAUGCCUUCCCAAAGCCUAAUAAUGUCAUGUGCUCGCUCACGAGCCCUAGGGAUGUAAAUCGCCUAAAAUGGCUCCUGUCAGCGCUUUUCCUCUGUAUCAGCACCACAGCAUCGUAUCAGAUGUGUAAAUCUGUAAUUUGUAAGUCUCCAAACUUCAGGCACUGCUACAUGGAAAUGAAGCAUAACUAACCGGCUCUGAAGCCCUUUCUCCUCAAACUACAUUUAGGAUUUAGGGAUAAGGAGAGAAGCGACCCUCCAGGACCUUGCUAUUUUAAGCUUUGUACUUGGCACAUUCCACCUGUCUGUGAGCUCCAUGUUUCCCAGUUACCUGGGCAACAUUCGGUCUCCAGAAACCCAACCGUGCAGUUCCCAGUUCUGCCCUCGAAGGAAAUUUGUCACCCUGGAUUGGCUCCCAGAACCCAGGCUCCUCCUCGGGCUCCCAGCUGGUUGGGCCUUUUCUCUGCCCCUCCCCAUCAGUGGGUCCUCCCCACAGGGAGACACAACAGAGGCCAGAGAGGAUCCCGCAGGACAGCAAGGAGAUGCCACCCAAGACCAAAGAAAAAGGGAAGAAAACUGGGGUACAGAAGAAGAAACAGAAUGCGGGUGCUGAUGUGGAGGCCAAGUCCACGCACAGGCGGACAGUGCUGGAGAAGGAGCUGCUCCGAGACCACUUGGCUCUUCGGAGGGAUGAGGCCCGCCGGGCCAAAGCUUCUGAAGAGCAGCUGAGGCAGAGGCUGCAAGUGCUGGAGGCUGAGUUGGAGGAGGCCCGAAGUGAGACGAAGGCCAUCUAUGCAGAGAUGAGUCGUCAGUGCCGGGCCCUGCAGAAGGAAAUGGAGAUCCACAGCAGGAAGCUGGAGGAAGAAGUGACGGGCCUUCGGGAGCAGCUGGAGACGUGCCAGAGGGAGGCCGAGGCUGCACGGCAAGAGGCUGAGCAGGCCCUCGGAGAGCGGGACCAGACUCUGGCUCAGCUUCGGGCCCACGUGGCAGACAUGGAGGCCAAGUAUGAGGAAAUCUUACAUGGCAGCCUGGACCGACUCUUGGCCAAGCUGAGAGCUGUCAAGCCUCAGUGGGACGGGGCUGUGCUGAGACUUCACGCCAAGUACAAGGAGCAGCUCCACCAGUUUGGACAACCCCCUGGAUCUCUGAAGCUGUAAGCCACUAAUGUCUGGGGCCCUUGGAGGCUCCAGCAAUAAAGCUAUCUUGAUGUAGAACUCAACAGAACUGUGGUCUGUGGCUU
Mirounga angustirostris (Northern elephant seal) is the source of this 1297-nucleotide messenger RNA. RefSeq names its product dynein regulatory complex subunit 12 homolog (gene DRC12). Lineage: Eukaryota; Metazoa; Chordata; Mammalia; Carnivora; Phocidae. The record is from RefSeq and is a predicted model, not a curated record.